Messenger RNA from Gracilinanus agilis (Agile Gracile Mouse Opossum), 2214 nucleotides. It is a transcript of the gene SLCO4A1, whose product is annotated as solute carrier organic anion transporter family member 4A1. The transcript has 11 exons. Gene Ontology annotation, biological process: transmembrane transport; sodium-independent organic anion transport. Gene Ontology annotation, molecular function: protein binding. The coding region runs from base 1 to 2214 and encodes 737 amino acids. Lineage: Eukaryota; Metazoa; Chordata; Mammalia; Didelphimorphia; Didelphidae. Gene Ontology annotation, cellular component: membrane. The record is from RefSeq and is a predicted model, not a curated record.
AUGGAAAUGCCACAAAAUUCAAGGGGAGAAAACACCUUCAUUUCAACCCAGCCGUUUGUCUUUACCAGCGUCCCCACUCCAGUUGAGAAUGGAUUUGACGUUGAAUCUCCUGGCACAAAAGAGCUAUGUCACACACCCUUGAGCAAUGGCACUUUACUUUCCAAUGCAAACAGCCCUUUAGACUCCUGCAUCCAGCCCCUCUGCAAUGCCACAUCAGGCAAAUCUAGCCCUUGCAGUGAAGAAGUCAAAUAUGUGUCUGCAAACGGAGAAAACAUUGCCUGUGGCUGGGGGGCUUUCGCUCCUGACUGUUUACAGUUUUUCAAUACACCCAAAGGAAUCCUCUUUUUCCUCUGUAUGGCCUCCUUUCUGCAGGGGAUGACAGUGAAUGGCUUCAUCAACACAGUGAUCACCUCUAUAGAACGUCGCUAUGAUCUCCACAGUUACCAGAGUGGGCUUAUUGCUAGUUCGUAUGACAUAGCGGCUUGUGCCUGCCUGACCUUUGUCAGCUACUUUGGGGGCACUGGACACAAACCGAGGUGGCUUGGGUGGGGGGUUUUGGUAAUGGGGCUUGGCUCCAUUGUGUUUGCUUUGCCUCAGUUUACCACUGGUCACUAUGAAGUGAACUUCUCAGAAGAGUUUGGAACAUGUGGCUCAAAUCAAAAUGUAUCCUGUACAGAAAGGUCCUCGAGCCUCUCCAACUACAGAUUUGUCUUUAUGCUUGGGCAGUUCCUUCAUGGGAUUGGUGCAACACCACUGUACACUCUGGGAGUGACCUAUCUAGAUGAAAAUGUCAAGUCGAACUACUCUCCGGUCUACAUUGCAAUUUUUUAUACAGCUGCAAUUCUUGGCCCAGCAGCAGGUUACCUGAUUGGAGGAGCACUGCUGAACAUUUACACAGAAAUUGGCAGAACGACUGAACUAACGACCGAAAACCCUCUGUGGGUUGGGGCCUGGUGGAUUGGAUUCCUGGGGGCUGGCGCAUCUGCCUUCCUCAUUUCCAUCCCCAUCCUUGGCUAUCCUCGUCAACUGCCAGGAUCACAGCGCUACGUGGUAAUGAGGGUAUCUGAAACUCAUCAGUUAAAGGAUGGGAGCCAUAAGACAGCAUCUAAUCCAGACUUUGGGAAAACAGUCAAAGAUCUGCCUCUCUCAAUCUGGCUGCUCCUGCAGAACCCCACGUUCAUCCUCCUCUGCUUAGCUGGGGCAACAGAGGCUACCCUCAUUGCUGGCAUGUCGACUUUUGGACCCAAGUUCCUUGAAUCACAGUUCAGUUUGAGUGCUUCCGAAGCUGCUACCUUAUUCGGUUACCUGGUGGUGCCAGCAGGAGGAGGAGGUACGUUCCUGGGUGGAUUCUUCGUGAACAAAUUUAAGCUCCGCUGCUCAGGGAUUAUCAAGUUCUGCCUUUUUUGCACGGUGACAAGCCUUUUAGCCACAUGCAUAUUUUUCAUGCACUGUCCAAACAUGCCUGUGGCUGGCGUGACAUUUAAAUAUAAUGGGAGCGACUUGCCAGAAGGCACUCUACAGCUGUUAGCUUCCUGCAAUGAGAACUGUGGGUGUCUGAGGGAGAUCUACAGUCCAGUGUGUGGUCCAGACAAUGUGAUGUACUAUUCUCCCUGCCAUGCUGGGUGCUCCACAGUGUCUAGAUUUCCAGAAGGGGGCAAGAAGGUUUACCGUGACUGUAGCUGUAUUCUUCAGCAUUUCCCCUCUGGUUUGAGUCAUGCUACAGCAGGGAAAUGUACUUCAUCUUGUCAGAGAAAGUCCCUUCUUCUGGUUUUCAUAUUCAUUGUAAUUUUAUUUACAUUCCUAAGCAGCAUUCCUGCUUUAACUGCAACUUUACGGUGUGUCUCUGACCGGCAGAGAUCCUUUGCACUAGGAAUUCAGUGGAUUGUAGUUCGCACUCUAGGUGGAAUUCCUGGCCCAAUUGCCUUUGGCUGGGUGAUUGAUAAAGCUUGCUUACUCUGGCAGGACCAAUGUGGAGAUCAGGGAUCCUGCUACAUUUAUCAAAAUUCUGCCAUGAGCCACUACACCCUCAUUGCUGGAAUCGUUUACAAGGUGCUUGGGAUCAUUUUUUUUGGCUCAGCCUGUUUGCUGUAUAAGCCACCAAGAGGGUCUCCAGACUCCCCAGCAGCAUCUCCUCCCAGCAGUUCAAGUGCUUCUGAAAACAUCACUGACCUCCAAGAGCAGGGCUCUGUCCUACAGACCCAGGAUAGUGUCUAG